Messenger RNA from Acanthochromis polyacanthus (spiny chromis), 2977 nucleotides. RefSeq names its product abhydrolase domain containing 11 (gene abhd11). Gene Ontology annotation, cellular component: mitochondrion. The transcript is spliced from 6 exons. The record is from RefSeq and is a predicted model, not a curated record. The coding region runs from base 148 to 1074 and encodes 308 amino acids. Lineage: Eukaryota; Metazoa; Chordata; Actinopteri; Pomacentridae.
CGCAGCAUCAGCUGUUGACACUCCUCCGUGUCGACCUCCGGGCUGCUCCGCUCUGCAUGUUCACCCUCCGGCUCUCCGCUGUCACCGUGGCCGUUUCGACACGCACAUGCUGGUUGUCCACCGCCCGGUAACGGACCGUGUGCUGCCAUGAGCGCUUUGUGUCGCCUGAUUCAGAGAGGGCUGCUGAGCGGCCGGCCGUCGUGCCGUUUGUUCGCCGGACAGCAGGAUGUGUGCUGCGGGGUGGCUCCCCUGGUCCGGGCAGCCAGCUCAUCCAGCCCGGUCAGCUUGACCUAUGAUGUCUUUGACGGGAAGGGAGAGAGCACUCCCUUGGUGUUUCUACACGGGCUUUUUGGCAGUAAAUCUAACUUCCACUCGAUAGCGAAGUCCUUGGUGCAGCGUACAGGCCGAAAGGUGCUGACUGUAGAUGCCCGUAACCAUGGUAACAGCCCUCACAGUCCCGUGCUGACCUAUGAAGCGAUGACCAGCGAUUUAAAACACCUCCUCGCCCAGCUGCGCAUCGAGAAGUGCGUCCUCAUCGGCCACAGUAUGGGAGGAAAGACAGCCAUGACGACGGCUCUGAUGCAGCCUGGUUUAGUGGAGGGGUUGGUGGUCGUGGACAUCAGUCCAGCCCAGACCUCCGCACGCACCAACUUCUACCAGUACAUCCAGGCAAUGCAGGACGUGAAGAUCUCCGUUGACAUCCCUCGGUCUACUGCCAGGCGGAUGGCUGAGGAUCAGCUGCGCAGUUUGGUCAAGGAGCACUCAGUGCGUCAGUUCCUUCUGACUAACCUGGUGGAGCAGAACGGACACUACGCCUGGAGAGUCAACUUGGAGGCCAUCUCAGCGCACCUUGAUGACAUCAUGAGUUUCCCCAACUUUGACAGCGCCUAUGAGGGACCUACGCUGUUUUUGGGUGGAGCCAGUUCUGCUUAUAUCAGCUCUGAGGAUUACCCAGAAAUCCAGAGGCUGUUCCCCAACGCUGACAUCCAGUACAUCCCAGACGCGAGCCACUGGAUUCAUGCAGACAAACCCUUAGAUUUCAUCAGCUCCAUCAUCUCCUUCCUUCAGUCCUAGCUGCCUCCAGCCUUCGCCUCAGAACUUUUUUUUCCAAAGCUCAGCACCUCUGAGCGUUUGCAAGUCGAAAACCGAAGGUGAGAAUUCAGCAGCUUCAGCGAGAACGAGCGGAGUCAUUAGUGAUGCUAAUAUUUGCCAACACUGGACCAAACUCACCCUUUUACAGCAGUCAGUUCUUACCUUUUAGCAGUAUCAGCUUUAGUGUAGUGUAGGUGAACUUUUGUUUUGUUUAGUCUCUCUGCCAGACAGGUAGUGUUACUAGAUUGGCUGGUUUGUAGAUGUGAAUAUUAAGUAGAUGGUAGCAACGACAAUAUCUCCAGUUUAACAUAACGGGGCUGUUUUUGGAGGCGACAUACUAAUCCAAAGAAACUCUGAUUUGCACAGUGCUUUCUUUAUGUUGACACAUUUAUGCCAGUAUAGUAGAAAAAUGGCUUUAGGUCAAGUACAAUCAGGCUGCUGAAGUGAACCAGCAUCGAGAUCGCUGUUUAGAUAUGAAAGUUGUGACAGCGCUGCAAUGAAACGAAGCUGUUUAUCUGAGGAGUUCUUCUUGGAGACGAAUGUGCAAAGCAGAAAUCGUGUCAGGAGUUUGGAGCUCUGCGCUGAGGCUGCAAUACAGACUUGAUGUGUACAGAUGGCUUGCCGUAGGAGGUUAUUUUAAUAUUUAUAAUAGUGGUAUAUUCAGUAUUGUGGGCAGGAAAGCGCCCUCUCCUCUGUAUCUGCUGUAUGUCAUUAAGGAGGUUGGUUACAGUGUCACUACUCCAGCUCAUCAGGAGCGCUGGUUAUAUUUUUAUGCCAAUAAAAUCAUGUAUCAAAACCAAGCUGAAACUUUCAUGCAGUAUCAGCACAAACUGUUUCCUGACAGUCUCAGGUUACAACUGGAUAUGCUAGUUAUUAUACACUUAUCCUAUUCUUUUGUCUGUCUGGCAACAAGCCGUAGUAUCGUCGUUGUGUCUUUGUAUUUGGUCAGUCCGGUUAGUGUUUUGAUGAAACAAUGUUUUACCAGUUUAUUAUCUGUGUCUCACUUACUCUUUACAAAUAUGGCGCAAGGCUCUAUGGGUAUCUCACAAAUAUAUGCUGCAACACUGUAUGUUGUUCUCUAACCGUAAUAGUGUUAAUAUCCUUUUUGUUUCAAUGGGUUACAAAAGUACGGUCCAGUAGUGAAACUGCCAUCUGUGUGAACAAGCAGGGUGUUGUUGAUUUGUAUGUGCCUCUUUUACUGAGAGCUCUUUUCCAUUUCUGUAAACCUUUAUAACAAAAAAAGAAACUUAGAACUAUCUGUAGACUUUAGAUUGGCAGCUGGGUUGCCAGUUCUGAAUUUUCUCACAAGGAGGCUUAACAGUUGAGGCGCUAGAUGUUUACUACAGUCAGUGUUUUUUGUUCGUUUGAUGUCCAUACAGAAGUCUAAAAAGGCUUUAAAUAAUAAGAUUCCAGUUGCGUGAGACUCUCUUUUUAUAAAACGGAGAGUCGCCCCUUCAUCCUCCUUCAACCGCAAGACGGAUCCGUCUUGUUGCACAAUGUGAAUAAAUUGUCGGGGGCUCGGGUUGUGCUGACGUUUGAAUGCAGGUGGUUCUUCUGCACUGCUGCAGAAAAUUAUAAGCAAAAGGAGACACUGUCGACAGUAUAGAAAAAGUUGUUUUAAGACUGUAAUCAUCUGUCAGGAUUGUAUAUUGUUUCACUAUGAGCAUGCCUUUUCUUGUCAUCAGGUGCGACUUUGCUGUGCUACGUAUGUCUGUUUGUUAAACAUGUUGCUGCAGUGGUGGCACUCAUCCUAGAUAAUGGCAUAUGUAUAAAAAAAUAUAUAUAUAUACAUUUUAAAUGUGUGCGAGAUGCAUAUAAAAGUGGAAUAUAUAUUGUUGAAAAUGAUAUUAUACAAUAAAAUAGCCAAACGAUGCAACAAAGUUUA